This is a messenger RNA of Helianthus annuus (common sunflower), 1407 nucleotides long. RefSeq lists its product as uncharacterized. The coding region runs from base 1 to 1407 and encodes 468 amino acids. The record is from RefSeq and is a predicted model, not a curated record. NCBI's taxonomy places the organism in Eukaryota, Viridiplantae, Streptophyta, Magnoliopsida, Asterales, Asteraceae. Gene Ontology annotation, molecular function: zinc ion binding. The transcript is spliced from 5 exons.
AUGAUAGAACAAAUUGAAGAAAAUCCUAAUAUUCCAGUUACUGUUGUGCAAGAACAGUUCCAGAGGAGAUAUUCAAUUGGUGUUUCUAAGAUGAAGGCAUACAGGGAAAAGACAAAAGCAAAGAAACAGGUUGAAGGAGAUUACAUCUCACAAUAUGCCUUGCUAAGAGACUACAUUCUUGAGCUGAAAGAUAAGAAUCCAGGUUCUACUGUUAGGUUAGAGGUUGAACCACCUUGUGAUCAUAGGGAAACAACUCGAAAGUUUAAAAGGAUAUACGUAUGUUUGGGUGCUUUAAAACAGGGUUUUAAGGCAAUUGGGAGGGAUCUGUUGGGUCUGGAUGGUGCAUUCAUGAAGGGACCAUUCCCAGGUCAAAUACUCAUUGCAGUGUGUAUAGACCCUAACAAUGGAAUAUACCCUGUAUGCUAUGCAAUUGUAGAGGCUGAAAACAUCAACUCCUGGACUUGGUUUCUACAACUGUUAGGAGAUGAUCUGGAUCUACAUAGAAACUCAAACUUCACAUUUGUAUCUGAUAGACAAAAGGGUAUACUUCAAGUUGUUAACAAGUUGUAUCCCAAUGCUGAACACAGAUACUGUUUGAGGCAUAUUCAUGAGAACAUGAAAGUCACUUUUAGAGGGAAUCUGUACAAGGACAUGCUUUGGAAGUAUGCAUGUGGAACAACUGUUCCUGAAUUUCAGAUUGCAAUGGAUGAGCUGAAGGCAUUCAACAAGGAGGCCCACCUGUGGUUGUCCAAAAUCCCACCACUGCAUUGGUCUAGGUCAUAUUUCUCUGGCAGGGCAAUAUCUGAUGUGUUAUUGAACAACAUGUGUGAGGUUUAUAAUGGCAAGAUAUUGGAUGGUAGAGAGAAGCCCAUUAUUUCUGCCCUUGAAUACAUCAGAGAGUAUUUGAUGAGAAGAAUUAUCACAGUUUUGAAGUGGAAUGGAGGGGAUAUAUUUUCAGUAAGUGGUAAACCAAAUUAUGCAAGGGUUGUGGAUUUGGCUAAGAGGACAUGUGCUUGCAGAGCUUGGGAGAUCAUAGGAAUGCCAUGUAAGCAUGUUGUUGCAACAAUAUGGAACAUGGCUACUAAUGGUCGAAGGGUUGGUUCAUUAGAGAGUUGGUCUAAUCCCAUCUACACAAUGGCUAGGUGGAAGCAGGUUUAUGAUUUCAAGGUGAACCCUAUCAAUGAAAGGUCUUUAUCGGUCAAAUGUCAAGUUCCUACCACCCUUUCACCACCAAAUCAUCAUAAGCAAGUGGGCAGACCCAAAAAGGCAAGGAAAAGGUCUGCAUUAGAAAUGGAAGACGUGACUAAAAGUGGAAGGCUAACCAAGAAACACACCAAGGGAAAAUGUGGCAAGUGUGGACAUGUGGGACAGAACACAAGGACUUGCAAGGGGGAUGGUACUGUUUAG